Molecule: messenger RNA, 1254 nt
Organism: Metopolophium dirhodum (rose-grain aphid)
Lineage: Eukaryota; Metazoa; Arthropoda; Insecta; Hemiptera; Aphididae
Exons: 1
Coding region: 1-1254 (417 amino acids)
Biological process (GO): DNA integration
Molecular function (GO): nucleic acid binding
Source: RefSeq, a predicted model, not a curated record
AUGGUCCAUCGUGGAAGUUGCUUAAAGGCCUUAAACCCAUUCAUUGACGAUCAGGGGUUAGUCAGAGUAGGAGGACGGCUUGUUUAUGCUCCUCGCCAGUACAAUACAAAGCAUCCUAUUGUUUUACCAUCAAAAUCAUUGAUUACCAAGCUGAUUUUUAAUUAUGAACAUAUUCGGCUCAUUCAUGCAGGGCCACAGGCAUUGCUUGCCCACGUUACAUCAAGCUAUUGGCCAAUCCGGGGUAGACAAAUUGCAACACAGAUUGUUCGAAAAUGUGUAACCUGUUUCCGAGCGCGCCCUCAGUUUACUCCACCAUUAAUGGCGCCUCUGCCCAGUGUAGGCGUUACUAUUGCUCGACCAUUUGCCAAUAGUGGAGUAGAUCUGUGUGGCCCAAUAUAUGUUCGCAGUGGGCUGAGAAAGAUAUCACCGUCAAAGAAUUAUAUUUGUGUGUUUAUUUGCAUGGUUACUCGCGCCAUCCAUCUAGAAUUAGUGUCAUCACUGUCUACUGAAGAUUUUUUGGCUGCACUAUCUCGUUUAAUGUCGCGGAGAGGUCAAUGUGGGAACCUUCACAGCGACAACGACACAAACUUUGUAGGUGCAGACCGUACACUCAAGGCGUAUUUCAAGGCAACUGUAAACAGCAAUAAAGUGCAUGAUUUUCUUACUAUGCGGGAAAUUACAUGGCACUUCAUACCUCCUGCUUCCCCACACUUUGGAGGUUUGUGGGAGAGUGCAGUCAAGUCAGCUAAAAGGCAUCGUCUUCGAGUGUCAAAGGGAGUGUUGCUAACAUUUGAUGAAACCAGAACUUUAUUAUGUCAAAUUGAAGCUGCAUUGAAUUCUCGGCCUCUAUCCCCACUUUCAUUAGACCCAAACGAUUUCAAUGCACUGACACCAGGUCACUUCUUAAUUGGUGGUCCUCUCAUGCUACCACCUGAGCCUGAUGUGUCAUCCAUACCGCAGAACCGUUUAAAGCGAUAUCAGCUUAUGCGGCAGCAAAUGCAACUAUUCUGGAAACGUUGGUCACAGGAAUAUUUGCCUCAACUCCAGAGAAGGGGUCAGUGGACACAACCAAAUCGAAACUUUUGUAUUGGUGAUCUUGCAAUUUUGCGUGAUGACAGCAUGCCACCUCUUAAGUGGCCAUUAGUCCGCGUAACAGCAGUGCAUCCUGGGGCUGAUGGUGUUGUGAGGGCAGUGACCGUGCGAAAUUCUACUGGCUCCGAAUUUCGACGCCCGGCAGUCAGAUUAUCAUUAUAA